Molecule: messenger RNA, 10576 nt
Organism: Conger conger (European conger)
Lineage: Eukaryota; Metazoa; Chordata; Actinopteri; Anguilliformes; Congridae
Gene: mpripa
Product: myosin phosphatase Rho-interacting protein
Exons: 27
Coding region: 991-8121 (2376 amino acids)
Biological process (GO): actin filament organization
Cellular component (GO): actin cytoskeleton
Molecular function (GO): actin filament binding
Source: RefSeq, a predicted model, not a curated record
AGUCGAGUUCAGUGCGGUGCAAACUAACAUGCGCUGUGAGUGAGCCCUACGUUUGUAAGAAGUAGCUAGCUAGCUAGCUUGAUAGUAGCUAACGAGCUAGCCAAGGAAAGCCGCAGCAUAAUAAACCAACGACUUGAUGGUGGCAGACUUGAACUAAGUUAAUAACUGUAUAGGACUUCGCUCGCUUCGCUUUCUCUGUGUUGUAUUUGGAAGUUGACUCAUACAAGACCCCACCUGAGACAGCGUGCACCCAAAAUCUGUGAAGAGUUUAAUUUUCGGUCUCGAAGAAUUGGAUGUGUUACGUUAGCAGCCUGGAACGCCAGAUCGAACGAAGCUUCUGGGACUGGUGCUCUUAUGAACUGGACUAGUGUCACCUGCGUACCCUGUAGUAGUACGCUGCUCCAGACUGUAGCUAGCUUGCGAGUUAGCAAGCUAGCUAACAACGGAAAAUAGGAAUGCCAUUCUGCAAUAUAGACAACAACGUUGAUGGCUUCGUCAUUACAUUAGCUUGGUAGCGAACAUGAAAGAAAUAGCCAGGAGAGUGAACUCAAAAGUUAUCCAUGCAACAUUAACUAGCCUCUGCAUAUAGCCAUACUUGCUAGCUGACUAACGUAUCAUAAAGAUUUCUAUUGCUUCGCUUGCUAGCCGACCAUGGUUGCUACCACGAAAGAAAUAAUGAGCGUGGGUUUAGCUGGUUAAUUGGCUAGACAGAGCUUUCCCAUUUUUUGAUGUUGUAUAACGGUACUAAUUUAUCUGGCUAGUACAGCGAUAUAUCGGGUGGUUUGUCUCUUUUCGACAAGUUGUGUUCUGGCAUUUGGAAUGGUUUACUAUCUCUUCAGAACACCUGGGAACUAUGGACAGUGCAUUUUAACGCUAACGUUAGCUGCUGCAACCCCAAGCCUGUACUGUUGAAGAAUCUGCGCAGUUUUUUACAUCAGCGAUUUUAAGGGAAUCAACCAAGUCAUUAACGGGUUCGCUAAUUUCACAACGAUGUCAUCCAAAGAUAAUCCUUGUCGGAAGUUUCAAGCCAACAUUUUUAACAAAAGCAAAUGCCAGAAUUGUUUCAAGCCGAGGGAGUCGCAUUUGUUGAACGACGAGGAUUUAAACAAGGCUAAACCUAUAUAUGGAGGUUGGUUGCUGCUGGCGCCGGAGGGGACAAACUUUGACAAUCCUUUGCACAGAUCUCGGAAGUGGCAAAGGAGGUUCUUCAUCCUCUACGAGCAUGGAUUAUUACGCUAUGCCCUGGACGAGAUGCCCAGCACCCUGCCCCAGGGCACCAUCAACAUGAACCAGUGUUCCGAUGUGAUUGAUGGAGAGGCCCGCACGGGCCAGAAGAACUCCCUCUGCAUCCUGACGCCCGACAAGGAGCACUUCAUCCGCGCCGAGAACAAAGAGAUCAUCAACGGGUGGCAGGAGACGCUGGUGGUGUACCCCAGAACCAACAAGCAGAACCAGAAGAAGAAGAGGAAGGUGGAACCGCCGACUCCUCAGGAGAGCAUCCAUGGUAUCCCUCAGCAGGCUUUGAGAAACCUGAACGGACACCUUGAGCCCGGGCCUGCCAAGGUGACGGUGACCAGCAGCAGCAGCGGCGGCAGCAUCCCCUGCCUCCCCAGCAGCAUCGCCGCUGCCGAGAGGGUCCCGGCCAGCCGCGCGUCCCUGUGGCAGGAGGACCGCCGGGGCCGGAGCUCCAUCCCCUGCAGCCGCAGCGCCUCCUGCCUCAGCCAGCUGGGCCAGAGCUACCCGCCCCCCAGCACCACCGAGGACCGGAGCUCGGUGAACGGAGGCCGCAAGGCUCGCGUGGAGAGCGGCUACUUCUCCCUGGAGAAAGCCAAGCCGGAGCCCCCGCCCCACCCCCCGCAGCAGCUGCCCCUGUCCUCCCCCAGCGGCCCCGGAGGCCUCCACAGGCGGUCCCAGGUGAUCGAGAAGUUUGAGACGCUGGAAGGGGACGGUGUGGAGCACAUGGAGACCAGCUCUUCCUCAGAGCCCCCCCCCUCCUCCUCCACCACCAACGCCGCCCAGCGGCAGGGCCGCAGCGAGAGACGCCACUUCCCCAACAAACAGGACUGCUCAUUAGACGCUGCGAUUGAGCGCACCAUGCCCGAUGUCUCCAGCUCGUCCCUCUCCAGCUACCGGCGAGCCAAGUCCCUGGACCGGCGUGCCACCGAGUCCUCCAUGACUCCUGACCUGCUGAAUUUUAAGAAAGGAUGGAUGACAAAGCUAUACGAAGAGGGGCUGUGGAAGAAGCACUGGUUUGUGCUGACUGACCAGAGCCUGAGAUACUACAGGGACUCUGUGGCAGAAGAGGCGGCUGAUCUGGAUGGCGAGAUUGACCUGUCUACGUGUCAUGAUGUCACUGAGGUCCCUGUGCAGAGGAAUUAUGGUUUCCAGAUCCACACAAAAGAAGGAGCGUUCACUCUCUCCGCCAUGACCUCUGGGAUCCGCCGCAACUGGAUCCAGGCCAUCAUGAAGAACGUGCGGCCCACCAUCGCCCCCGACGUCACCCGGAAAAACGUCACUCUGAAACUGUCGGUUCUGAAACACAGCUCCCUUCCGGAUGAGCGGGUGAAGGCUCGUGCAGCCCUGGAGACCAGCCCCCAGCCCCCCGCGGAGACGCCCGCCCUUCAGGGAGAGCCCCCGACGGGGGACGGCAGCGGCUCGGAGCAGCGAAGGAGCCGCAUCCGCGAACGGCGGCGCGAGGGCCGAUGCAAGACCUUCGACUGGGCCGACUUCCGCAAAGGACAGCCCCCCGAGACGGAGGCGCCUGACGGGCGGCCGGAGAAAGCGCCGGACAUCGGCCCAGCCUCCUCUACCCCCUCCUCCCCCUCCUCCUCCCCGCCCGGGUCCUCCACCACCUCCUCCCCUUCCUCGUCCUCGGGCGCGCCCCUCAGGGAGCCCCCGGCGGAGGAGGAGCUGGAGCAGGAGCGGGCCAGACGUCGCGAGGAGAGGAGGCGCCGCUUCCAGACCUGCACCCCCGCGCCGGAGAGGACCGUGGCCUCCACAGAGGGAGAGGUCAGGACCCCGGUUGAGCAGGGGAGGAUGGAGGUGGACGCCCCGCAGGCCGGAGACGGAGGCAGGGAGCGGGGCAAGCCGCCCGAUGUGCAGGUGGAGAUCGAGCAGCGUUGGCACCAGGUGGAGACCACCCCCCUCCGUGAGGAGAGGCAGGUUCCCAUCACCACCAUACACCCCUCUGACCCCGCUGCUGAGAGGCCUCCCCCUCAAGAGCUUGCAGCCCUGCUGGACAAAGAGCUGGAGCAGACGCAGAAGGAGUUGGCCAAACUACAGGAGCAGAACAGCCUCCUUCAGGCACAAUUGCAGGAUGCUCGGGGGAGAGAACUGAGCGCCAGGGAGGGCUAUGUACUUCAGACUGACACUCCCUCUGCGUCAGCGCCCUCGGGCGCGUGGCAGCGGCUGCAUAAGCUCAACCAGGACCUUCAGAAUGAGCUGGAAGCCCAGCGGCGCAAACAGGAGCUUACCAACCAGCAGGUGCAAGCCCUGAAGAGGAACUAUAAUGAGGCCAAGGAUGUGAUACGGCACCACGAGUCAGAGAUCCAGGCCCUCCAGGCCAAACUCAACAAUGCGAUGGCUGAGAUCCUCAUUAGUGAGCAGGCGGUGGCCAAGAUGCGCAGCGAGCUAAAACUGGAGCAGGAGCGCUUCCGGGACCGCAAGGAGGAGUGGGAGCAGGACGAGCAGGCCCUUCGUACCCAGCUUAAGGACAGUGAGGACAGGCUUAAGGAUGUGGAGGCCCACCUCCUGGAAAAGAGCCAGGCCCUGAGGGACCUGGAGCGGCAGCAGGCCCUGCAGCGAGACCACCUGAAGGAGGUGCAAAAGCUCCAGGAGAGACUGUCAGAGGUCACUGGCAGGCUGAUUGCCACGGAGGAGGCCCAGGCUCUGAAGGAGGAGCGCCUGCAGAAGAAUCUGCAUGUCCUACAGGAGAGUCAGGAGAAAGAGAGGCAGAGUCUAGUGAAGCGCCUGGUGGAGGCAGAGGGGAAAGGGCAGGAAAUGGAAGAGCGGCUACAGGAGGCAGAGCAGCAGGUUGAGGCCCUGCUCAGAGAGAAGCGCACAUCUGGGUUGGUGAAUAACGAGGUUGUGCACCAGAUAGAGCAGCAACUGGCUAUCAAGGCAGAUGCCAUUGAGAAGCUCUCAGAGGCUCUCCGUCAGCUGGAGGAAGAGAAGAGUCAGCUGACCUGCCGCUGUCAGGAACUGCUCAACCAGAUUUCUGAAGCAGACAAUGAGGUGGCCAAGCUCCAGAAUCGCCUCAAGGCGGAGGAGUCGGACUACUUCAAUCUAGAGCACUCAUAUGAGAAGGUGUCCGAGGAGUUCCGGAGGAUAGGCAUGAUUCUGCAUGAGAAAGAACAGGAGAUCCAUGCAGCUAAGGAGAUGUAUGAAAGGCUGAUGGAACGGAAGGAGCAAGACCUCAAUGAGGCAAUGAUAAAGAUGGCUGCACUGGGAAGCAGCCUGGAAGAGACUGAGCUGAAGUUGCAGGCAAAAGAGGAACUGAUCUGCAAGAUGGGUCAGGGGUAUAUGGAACCAUGUAGUUCAGAGAGGGACUUAGAAGCUAAAUUAGUCGUGGCAGAAGAUCGUAUCAGUGAACUGGAGCAGCACCUCAAUGAGCUGCAGCUUGGCUACUCUGAUCUCCAGAUGGAGCACUCAAAACUGCAGGAGGACUGUGAUGUUUUGCAGAGCAUUAGCACAGCUGAAGGAUCCUCACUGACAGCAGUGGAAGGAUCCAACUCCAUAGACGAGAUCAGGCCACAAUUGAGCACCAGCAACGAUGGCGGAGGGUCACUGGUGAAGCGGCAGAGGAUACGCUUCUCAAGCAUACAUUGCCAAAAAUAUGUUCACUUGGAGGGGGCUGAGAAGCUGUGGGCUAGUGGCACCUCUUCAGAUAUCAACCAAGACCACUCUCUCUCUGAGGAGAGUGGCUCCUCUGACGCACCAUAUCAAUACAUAACCUCCGCCAGCAGUGAUCCAGAGAAGUUCAUCUCCAUCAUCCACGCUCUAGAAACCAAACUGUUCACCACAGAAGAAAAACUCAAAGACAUCACUCAAAAGCUGGAGGAACAGCAGGGCAGGCAGCUGCAGUGCCUUAGGGAGCAGCAUGGUCAGUGGGCCGAGUCUGAGGCUGAGUUACGGGACCAGCUCAAUGAGAGCCUGUCCACAGUAAACCAGCUCACUGCACAGCUCCAGCAGGAGAUGGACAAGAGGGGUAAUUUUUCACAGGAAAUGGACUGCAGCAUCAGGGCAGUAAAUGCCAAAUAUGAGAAGGCCCUGGCCUGUGUAGAGUCAAGCAGGGAGAAGGUUCAGUCCAUCUUGAGAUGUCACAAAGACGUUGGCACAGAACUACAGCUACACACAUUGGCAGAAAUAGAGACAGAGCUAGUCAAUGCCACUGUGUUUAUUAGACAGGGUAGAAACACUUUGGAAGAACAACCACAUGAGACACACGGAAGUCUGGCCCGAGAAAUAAAGGAAAACAAGGUUUCAGACGAGGAGAGAAUAAAAUGUUUUGCCAAAACUUUAGCCUUUGAGGCCAUAGUUUUAAAUAAGAUGGCAUUCUCAAUUCAAAAUCCAAACUUGGACCUCUUGCAGGGCCUUAGUGAGAUCCAUCAAGAGGCUGAGAAACUAAGAAGAAGUGAUGAGGGUUAUGUAGCAAUUGUUUAUGCAGAUGUCUUAACUAGGAAACUGAUAGCAGAAAGUGAAUUUUGGGCUGAGGUAGAGAAGCUUGAUGCACAAUAUAAAUUAAGAGAGGGUGAUGGGCAAGGGGAUAUCGAUUCAGUAGAGGUCAAUAUUGUUGGGGAGAUGGGCAUCACAUUUUUCAGUAAUGCCUGUAUCAAAGCUGAACUGGCGUUUGCUGUUCAGAAUCUAAAGCACUUUUAUGAGGAAAAGUUCCAGAAACUCAAAGCAGAUUUGCUAGAUGCCCACAGAAACCUGCAACACAGGGAACUUGCAUUGAAAGAGAUUGUGAAAUCCUCAAAGAAGACAGAUUUUGAUAGAGUCAUGCAAGAGGUGAGCACUGAGUUUGGCUUCAGUCAGGGGAAGACUUUAGCUGACAUAAGCCCUCCGGAACUUGCCCCCUAUGUGGAACAAGUCGAGAUGGAGGUGGCCCGUGACUUAGCGGAGGAGAUCGUCAGUAGGCAUCUUCAAGGAAGUGAACCUUCCUGUGGCUUUGAAUCUGUUGAGUCUACACAUGUGGGACGAGAGAGACUAAUCACUGAGCUAAGGAUGCAGGCUGAGGUCCUCCAGCGUCUCUCUCAGGAGGUUGAGGUGGCCUGCAAUGCAGAAAGUGGCAGUCUUCGCAACACACUACUGAACAUUUCUCAAGCAAACCCAAGUUACCAGAAUUUCGGUGACAUAAGUACCAGCUCUGUGUGCAUGCGAGAAGCAAUGAUCCAGGCCCAGAUUGCCUAUAUAGCCUGCAAGCUGAGAGUUGACCAUGAGAGGGACCUAAAGAAGUGCAAGGAGGCUUGUCAGGGCAUGAAUUUCCUGUGCCAGGAGCAUGCCCAGAAUGUGGGUGCCAUUCGUGAGCGGUACGAGGCCUCCAUGCAAGAUGAGCGGCAGAGCUUCACCCAGAAUAUGUCUGGUCUUCAGGAGGAGAAUGAGACCCUGAAGAGAGAGGUGUCCAUCCGCAUUGCUGAGAUCUCCCAGCAGCAGGAGCGGAUGGUUCAGCUGGAAGAGCGCUUUCAGGCCGAGAUGGAGGAAUUAAAGACCAGGUACGAGAUGGAGCUGGCCCAGGUGGAACAGAGGAGGAGCACCACUGAGCUAGCACUGAUGGAGAAGACAGCGGACAGCCAGCACAAGCUAGACAUGAUCCUGAUGGACAUCGAGCGGAUGGAGGACCGGCAUGAAGAGCAUGUGCAGAAGCUGGAGGACAGGUUCCAGGGAAAGAUCCGGGAGCUGCAGCAGAUUCACGAGGAGGAAAUGCAACGCCUGCAUGAGCACUACAUGCAGACCAUCCACUCCAUGCAGGAAACGCUGGAGAGGAUUAAGGCUAGGCACCCCGAUGACUAUUCCCUCUCAGAGGAGGCAACAUCCCCCACAGACCAGGCCCUGCCCAUGGAGGAGGAGCCAGCGGGGGGUGAGUGCGGCUCCAUGGUGGUGCUGAGGGAGAGGAUCCAAGAACUGGAGACUCAGAUGAACGCUAUGAAGGAUGAGCUGGAGAACAAACACCUGGGGGGAGAUGUGUCCAGCCUGAAGGAGAAAUACCAGAAAGACUUUGAGAGCUUGAAGGCCACCUGCGAGAGGGGCUUUGCUGCCAUGGAGGAGACCCACCAGAAGGUUAUCGAGGACAUCCAGCGGCAGCACCAGAGGGAGGUGUCCAAACUGCUGGAGGAGCGUGAGAGACUACUGGCCGAGGAGACGGCUGCUACAAUUGCUGCUAUUGAAGCCAUGAAGAACGCCCACCGGGAGGAGCUGGAGAAGACUCAGCGCUCCCAGCUGAGUGGCAUGAGCUCCGACAUCGAGGAGCUGCACAGGCAAUACGAAGAGGAGCUUCAGUCCAUCCACCGCGAGCUGGAGGUGCUGUCCGAGCAAUACUCUCAGAAGUGCCUGGAGAACGCGCACCUUGCCCAGGCGCUGGAGGCCGAGAGGCAGGCUUUGAGGCAGUGCCAGCGGGAGAACCAGGAGCUUAACGCCCACAACCAGGAACUGAACAACCGUCUGACAGUGGAGAUCACACGUAUGCGGUCCUGCUUCAGUGGAGAGGUGGCUGGGUCACCCCUUUCACAGGGCAAGGACCUGUAUGAGCUGGAGGUCUUAUUGCGGGUCAAGGAAUCAGAAAUCCAGUAUCUGAAACAGGAGAUCCACUCUCUGAAAGAUGAACUCCAGUCUGCACUGCGGGACAAGAAGUACGCUACGGACAAAUACAAGGACAUCUACACGGAGCUGAGCAUUGUGAAGGCCAAGGCUGACUGUGAUAUCAGCAAGCUGAAGGAGCAGCUGAUGGUGGCCACCGAGGCCCUGGGGGAAAGGAGGUCUGACGGCACCACUGCUGUCCAGGGCUAUGAUAUCAUGAAAUCUAAAAGCAAUCCUGAUUUUCUAAAGAAAGAGCGGUCGUCCUUGUCCAGGCAGAUCAGAGGUAUACGAUCGAAGUCUGUCAUUGAACAGGUCUCAUGGGACAGCUGACUUCUCCCCAGAGGGGAGCGAGUCUCCCUGUGAUAGCCUGAAGGAGGGUUUGACAGUGCAGGAGCGCAUGAAGCUCUUUGAAGCAAAAGAUUCCAAGAAGAUCUGAGCACUCCAGAUCAGCACACUUCUCCAACCUCCCCCUUUUCCACUCUUUUGACCUACUGGCCACCUUGCACCAGCCUGCCAAUCAUUUCACAGUCAUGCAUAUAUUUAUAUUAAAAAAUUCUAAUUAUGUAUAUAUAUAUCAUUUAAAGAAGAUGUUGGAGUGACUGAAAUGAAUGACGUGCAGGUAUAAGGCACGGGCAGUUUCUCUCUGCUCCUGGAGUGGACAUUUUUCUUGUAUUUUGUUCCACCUGCCCUGGACACUAAUUCUUCCCACUCUUAAUCUGACAUUUCAACUUUGUCUCCUUGCUUUUUGCUACACCGUUGAGGAUAUUAAAAUGCUAAUGGUGGUUUGGUGAUAUUCUAGUUCAUUUUCCCUGUGCAGUGCAGAGACCAGAUGCCAAAAUAUAUGUGAAAUAUUGCUGUCUGUGCUGAGAUGGGAAUGAAGUCUCUGUUGCUUUCCAUUUUUGAUAUAUUUAUUAUAUUUAUACCACUUUUCAUUCAAAUUGAAGUGUGUUUGGAGGAAAUUGAGUAUUUGUCUGGGUAAAUGGAAAAUGUAGUGUGCUUAUUGCAAAUCAGUUCCUGACAAUGCUUGCAUUUUGGGCUUUUUUGUGUUUGUUCAAACAAAGAUCACAGGGGAACUAUGGAGACGAUAUAUAUGGAGAUCUGUGAAUGCCAAUAAUGCUGUUGCAUUGACAUAAUGAAGUGGUAUGAUGGGUCUUUGUCCCAAAUAUUAUCGAGGGCACUAUAAUUAAGUGGCAUGAUACAGUAAUGAAGAUUUGACGCAUUUGGCAGUUUAUUUUUUCUUAAAUAUUUAGAAAAGAUUUGUGAAAACUGCCAAUUUGCAUGAGCAAACCUAACAAAAUCUUUUGUGGCUUACACGUCUCAUAUCCAGGUCAAAACAGCAAUUGAAACUAACCCAAGAAGUGGUACUGGUUUGAGUGUAUUGUACUGUUAUUACUUCUCAAAAUCCUUCCCAUUCUAAAGAAAUAUGUGACUAUGAGCAAAAGUUUCAUGUUUUUGUUUUACCCUUUAAUUUUUAUAUCCAUCUCACUUGUUCCAUUACAAUUUGAGGUCCUUUAAAAUAGCUGUCGCCAUAUUACUAUAUGUAAUACAAUAUUGCAAAUUGCUACUUUUAGAACCAGAGCAGCCAAUGUUACAUUGAUGUAAAACCUAAUAGCAUUUAUGCAUACAAUUCAUGUACUCUUCAAAUUCCUGGGAGUUAACUACCACUUACCAACAAAGGAAAGGAUUAUUUUGUUUAAUUUACUUGGUGCAUGGCAAUCAUGAAAUGUUCAGUAAGACAUUUAAUGUGCAUCUAUUUUGCCUUUUCAGUAUUUGUAUAUUCACUGAGAUGCCAAAACAAUCCACUUUAGGUAUUUUACCAUUUUCCCAAGGAAACUGAGUUUCUUAAACAGAGGUGUAACAAGGAUUGUGCUAAAAAUGGGGACUGUAUAUAGCCUGACAAAUUAAUCUUGUAAAUGGCUCUAAGGGAAGAAUGUAGUUACCAAUGAUUGUGGUGGUUAUUUUUUAUAUUAACACUGGUGAUAUGUAUAGUCAUUGUUAAUCAGAAAUGAGAUGUUUGACUAAUGAACAAAUCAAUGGUGUAUGAUUUCAUUUAAUUACUUGGGAAGGGGGGGGCGGGGGUCCACACAGGUGUGUCUCCUUUGUACAGUGACUCAAAUAAAACGUACAAUACCAGUGCAACCAAACUGUUACACCUGAAAAUGUCAAUCGGUAAAAAUGCUACCGUUUGCUUUGUCUUGUCAGGCAGAACAAAAGGUAUUCCGUAGCGUAUUUAGUCCUUUGCUGGGUUUUUCAGUUUUUCUCCAAAAUGUUUGGCCUGUUUUCUUUGUUUAUUAAUAGAACUUGGUAUGACAGAGUAUUAACUUGCAGACAUGCUUUUUGAUAUACGUUUGUCCAUUUCCAGCUGUAGUAGCGAUGACUAUGCUUGUAACACAAGCCACAGAGGCUUGGUUCUCCCUGGAGUGUCCCCUCUUGCUGUCAGUUGGAAUGAGCUUUGAGGUGCAGUGUCUUACCUGGCAGAGCUGUCUUAACGCGCCUCGUCGAGUCCUCUGCUUUUUUGCUUAUAAGAUGUUUAUUUUGUCUCUCUUCCUAAUUUAAGAGAAAAAGCAUACAAAAAAUAAAACCGCAAUGAAAAACACACUGUAUAGUAUUCAAAGCACGCCAUGUAAAUAUUUGGUACACAGAAUUUAGUUUUUGUGAUUUUACGUAUUUUAAAUCUGUAUCCUGCUUACUAGCAUAUAUAUAAAAAAUAUAUAAAUAUUUUUUAUUUUGGUUUGAAUGUAAAACAUGUUGUCAUAAAUAAAUGAAGCAUUUCCGGACCCUGUCA